Molecule: messenger RNA, 500 nt
Organism: Humulus lupulus (European hop)
Lineage: Eukaryota; Viridiplantae; Streptophyta; Magnoliopsida; Rosales; Cannabaceae
Product: protein PLANT CADMIUM RESISTANCE 7-like
Exons: 4
Coding region: 1-444 (147 amino acids)
Source: RefSeq, a predicted model, not a curated record
AUGUAUCCGAAUAACAAUGGUGGUGCCAAUUAUGGCUCUCAAAGCCAGUGGACCACUGGUCUAUUCGAUUGCUGUGAUGAUUCCUCAAGUUGCAUGCUUACUUGUUGCUGUCCCUGUGUAUCCUUUGGAAGAAAUGCUGAGAUCAUAGAUAAAGGAAAUGCAAGUUGUGGAUCUGCUGGGCUAAUAUAUUAUCUGCUGUGCUGCUGUGCAUCUCUGUACUCAUGCUCCUACCGAUCUAAACUGAGACAAGAGUAUUCAUUGCCGGAAGAACCAUGCAAUGAUUGUUGUGUUCACUACUUCUGUGCAACUUGUGCACUUUGUCAAGAGCAUAGGGAGCUCAAGAAUCGUGGCUUUGACCCUGCCAUAGGUUGGGCUGCCAAUGCUGAGAAAACAAAUAAGAAUGGAAAGACGCCACCAUUUGUUAUGCCAAGCAUGGACCGUUAGAGAUUUUAUUGUUUAUGUGAUCGAUGAUUAUUCGAUUUGUUAUCAAUUUAUCAUUA